Molecule: messenger RNA, 573 nt
Organism: Paramecium tetraurelia
Lineage: Eukaryota; Ciliophora; Oligohymenophorea; Peniculida; Parameciidae
Exons: 2
Source: RefSeq, a predicted model, not a curated record
AUGUCAUUGUAUUAUCAAAUAAAAAAAAAUGUUGUAGAACCAAAAAGAGAAAUAGAAUUCAAAGACUUUAAAAUUCGAAAUAGAUAUUUAGUUAAACAUAUUUUAUUUCUAGAACAUAAGUCCUUUUAGUCCUAAUAGGGUGAACAUCUUCCAAAGUUAAGAUUGCCCAGUCUUCCACAUUCUGAUAGCAAUCAAUAAUGUCUUUCUAAAAGUCCUAAGAAUAUUCCUCAAAGAAGCGUUAUCGAAUAUCCUUAUUUACAAUUACUAAGUUAAUAAAGUUAAGACCUCAAGGAAUUUAUAAUCUAAUAACGACCAGUUGAUAAACCAUUUCAAAAAAAGAAAGUAAAUACUGUAUUUUAAACAGAUGAUUUGAGCUUUGAAUAUAGGAAACCUUAAACUUUAAGAAAAUACUCCUUGUAAUUUUAGGAUGAUAAGAAGUAAUAUACUUUGCGUUAUAUAUAGAUUCAAUUUCAGUCCAAAAAAUAAAUAAAUUUGAUUUUUUUCAUUUGCUCAUAUUUUAUAUUUGUAAGAAUAUUUUCAUUAUCACUUCUAUUUAUUAAAAAAACAUAUUGA